Molecule: messenger RNA, 1110 nt
Organism: Fusarium coffeatum
Lineage: Eukaryota; Fungi; Ascomycota; Sordariomycetes; Hypocreales; Nectriaceae
Exons: 6
Coding region: 1-1110 (369 amino acids)
Cellular component (GO): cytoplasm
Source: RefSeq, a predicted model, not a curated record
AUGGAUUUUGAUGACGAUGCCCCGCCAGAGUUGGUCGAUACGACCACUAACGAUAUCGAUGAAGAGAUUACAGUCAAAGUCCCUAUCACUAUCGUGACAGGGUAUCUUGGUGCUGGUAAAACAACACUGCUCAAUUACAUCCUCACAGCUCAACAUGGCAAGAAGAUCGCCGUCAUCAUGAAUGAAUUUGGAGACUCACUCGACAUUGAGAAGUCCCUUACCGUGAACAAAGGAGACGAGCAAGUAGAAGAGUGGCUAGAAGUUGGCAAUGGCUGCAUCUGCUGCUCUGUUAAGGAUACUGGCGUCAAUGCUAUUGAGUCCUUGAUGUCAAAGAAGGGUGCUUUUGAUUACAUCCUUCUCGAAACCACUGGUCUGGCUGAUCCUGGUAACCUGGCACCUCUUUUCUGGGUGGAUGACGGACUUGGAAGCACCAUUUAUCUCGACGGCAUCGUCACCUUGGUGGAUGCCAAGAAUAUUGUGCGAAGUCUCGAUGAUCCGAAGGGUGUUGUUGAGGGGCACGACCACGAUGGUCACGGCCCUGUCAUGACCACUGCUCACGUCCAAAUCUCCCAUGCGGAUGUGAUUGUAAUCAACAAGGCUGAUAUGGUUUCUGAAGAGGAGCUCAACCAGGUCAAGGAGAGAAUCCAGUCAAUCAAUGGUCUCGCCAAGAUCCAUGUGACUGAGAGGAGCGUAGUCCCCCAAUUAGAGGGAUUUCUGCUCGAUUUACAUGCAUACGACCAAUUCAAUGAAUCGGAUGCCAACGCCAAGGGACACAGUCAUCUUGACCCCACCAUCUCGACUGUCACCAUUCCUGUCGGUCGCCUUGAACCAGGACAACUGGACACUGUCGACCGCUGGCUACGAUCCGUUUUGUGGGACAACAAACUACCCGGAGAGCAACAAGAGGGCGACUUUGAGAUUCACCGCUCAAAAGGACGGCUGGUGUUUACCAAUGGCGAUGUCAAGAUGUUGCAGGGGGUGAGGGAGGUUUUUGAGAUAAAUGACGGGCCAUCGGGAGAUGAGACGCCCAAGGACGGAAAGAUCAUUCUGAUUGGAAGAAAUGUAGCGGGUGUUGGCUUUGAAGACAGUUUCAAACAAGCGAUCAAAUGA